Molecule: messenger RNA, 1434 nt
Organism: Polistes dominula (European paper wasp)
Lineage: Eukaryota; Metazoa; Arthropoda; Insecta; Hymenoptera; Vespidae
Product: A-type potassium channel modulatory protein KCNIP1
Molecular function (GO): calcium ion binding
Source: RefSeq, a predicted model, not a curated record
UAAUCAUGUUUUUUAAUUAUUAUCAUUAUUAUUCUUAUUAUUACUAUUAUUGAAUGAACUUGAAUAAAUUUGAUCGUUCAUAGCUCCUCUCUUUUAGUAUACAGUGAUAAAGUGUAAUAGAAAUAGACAUAAAAAUAGAAGUAGAAAUAGAAAGAGAGAGAGAGAGAGAGAGAGAGAGAGAGAAAAGUGAUUUGUGAAUUGUUAUCAAAUUGAGAAUUAUAGUGAUAAAAAACAAGAUGAUGGUAACAAUGUCGAAGGGAAGAGAAGAUCGAUUCUUCUUCUGCAAUUAAUAAUUUAGAAGAUAGUAGUCUUUAUCGUGAAAGGAAGUGUAAUAUAUAUUACAAGAUAGAAGAAGAGAGGGCGAGAGUGUGAAGAGGAGUCAAGAGAGAAAUUCCAUCUAUCUUUGCGCAGAUAUUAACGCCAUAUUACGAGCAUCGAUGAGAAUCAAUCUUUCAGAGGUCAUCACGGAGGUCAACCGCAAUGAAGAGAUCGAUACGAGGGAAUAAUUAAAGAUGCCACACACGAAAGAGGGAGGAAUACUAUAUGAAAUACUAACAUUACAAAUUUAACAACAAUUAGAAAAGCAAAGAAACAAUAAAACUCGCAUACUCGAACGAUUUGUUGUCUUCUUCGAUGGCGAUCAAAAAGACGAAUAAUCAUCAAAUUAUGAUAUAACAUAAUUUAUAAAGAAAAAAAGAAAAGGAUAGAACAAGGGAAGCGAUAUAUAGAAAAGAAAAACAAUAGAAAUAAAAUAAAAAGAAAGGUCAUGGCGACACCACCGGACUCGCCGGGACCGGAAGAGGCUCUUUUCGAGUUCGAGAGUACGAGGGCGAGACAACAAACCACAAGACCGGUAGCCCUCGAGGAACUACUCAGACAGACCAAGUUCUCGAGGCAAGAGAUUCGUGUUAUGUAUCGAGGCUUCAAGCAGGAAUGCCCGGAAGGCUUGGUUCACGAGGACUCCUUCAAGGAUAUAUACGCAAAAUUCUUCCCACAUGGCAACUCCAGCCUCUACGCUCACUACGUAUUCAAGGCUUUCGACGUUAACUGUAACGGUGCCAUCAGCUUCAGGGAUCUUUUGGUAACCCUGUCGACCCUUUUGCGUGGUAGUAUUUAUGAAAAAUUAAGAUGGACCUUCAAAUUGUACGACAUCAAUGGGGAUGGUUGCAUCACAAGAGGCGAAUUAGGGGAAAUGGUUACGGCAGUACACGAACUAAUGGGUAGAAGACAUCAUGCUGAAGAAGAGAGAAAAGCUAGGGAACAAUUGGAUAGGGUUUUCAAGAAAUUAGAUCUUAAUCAGGAUGGCGUUAUAACUAUCGAGGAAUUCAUCGAGAGUUGUCUAAAGGAUGACGUGAUCACCAAGUCAUUAGCAAUAUUCGACAGUGCGCUUUGAUCUCCGGCAGAUGAGGAAAAGUCGGAGGAAAAGUCGGAGGA